GCAGGGGGCGGGCUGCCGCUGCUCGCUGGCGGCGGCCCGGCGGUGUAGGGCCGGCUGUGGGGCGGCCCCGGCCCCGGGUCCCGGCCCCGAACCGAGGAGCUGGUGUGUGGGAGCGGGGGGCCCGGUGCGUAACGAGGGGCUGUGGGGCGGGGAGAGGGCGGCGGGUUGGAGCCCUGAGCCCGGGGAGUGUGGCCCAAUAAAGAGCCCGGGGGGUUGGAGCCCUGAGCCCUGGGGCUGUGUCCCCGUAAGGAUCCCGGUGGGAUGGAGCCCCGCUGCUUGAGGGUUAUGUUCCCAUAAGGAUCCCGGUGGUUUGGAGCCCUGAUCCCUGGAUCUGCAUCCCCAUAAAGGGACUUCUGGUGGGAGUAGAGACCCCCUCCCUGAGGGCUGUGUCCCCAUAACAAUCACAGAGGUUUGGAGCUCCUCUCCUUGGGGGCUGUGUCCCCAUAAGCACCCUUGGGGUUAGAGCCCCUCUCCCUGCAGUCUGCAUCCCCAUAAGGAUCCCAGUGAAUUGGAGUCCUGCUCCUUGACUACUACAUUCCCAUAAGGAUCCCAGAGGACCAGAGCCCCUCUCCCUGGGUUUGUAUCCCCAUAAGGAUCCUGGUGGGUUGGAACCCCACUCCCUUGGGGUUGUGCUUGUGCAGCCCCCCAGCACAGCAGGCACCUCAUAGCCCGCUGUGGCCGUCCUGCCAUGCCGUCCCGCGGGGCGAGCAUCCCACGGCGGCCGGGCCGUCGGCAGCUGCUGGUGCUGGCAGCGGUGCUGGGCUGGCUGCUGGCUCUGCGCCUGCUGCUGGACCUGCGGGCACUGGGGUUGCUCUGUGGGGUGCUGGCGGCCGUGGGCAGCUGGCUGGGACCCCAAGCCCUGAGCCGGCCGGGCUGGAGGCUGAGGCUGGAGCGCUUCGCCAGCACCCUGAGACCCUCGCCGGCCAGCCCGCAAGCCGAGGAGCAGCUGGAGCGGGAGAUCGCCGGCACCAUCCGCAAGGUGGUGCGGGAUUUCGUCUCCUCCUGGUACCGCACUGUCAGCACCGAGCGCGCCUUCGAGGAUGAGGUGGAGAAAGCCAUGGCCGGGCUGGCCGCCGAGCUGAGGCGGCGGAUGGGGCGGGUGGAUCGCAACGUCCUGGCUCGACGCCUUCUCCUCCUCUGCAGCCACCACCUGCAGAGCUACCUGCAGGCCUGCCAGGCCCUACGGGAUGCCCCAGAGGGCGGCCGGACGCUGUGGCAGGAGUACAGCCGGAUAGCGGGCACGCAUCCAGCCCUCCGCAGCCCGUCGGCAGAGGUGGGCUACACCCGGGCCGCUGUGGAGGUGCUGCUGCAGGCGUUGGUGCCCCAGCCCCACCUGGAGACGCGGACGGGACGCUUCGUGGUGGUGGAGCUGGUGGCCUGCAACGUGCUGCUGCCCGCUGUCAGGAAGAUGGCCGAUCCCGACUGGAUCAACCUGCUGCUCGUCGCGGCUUUCUCCAAAAAGCCCCGGGAAGAGGAGGCGCCUCCUGCGCCCCCGGUGCCUGACUGCUUGUCCUUUGCCAUGCAGCCAGAUGCAGCUCCUGCAGGGCUGCCUCCUUCCCCGAGGGCCACGGAGGUGCCCGGGGCUGCUGGCGAGGAGGGAGGGGACACGGCGAGCGGGUUGAGUCGCACAGAGGUGCCUUUCCUCCGCCCACAAGCCCUGGGCUCCCUGUUCCCUUGUGAGGGUUUGGAGCUGGAGUCCCCUGCACCUGAUCCUGGCCAGGAUGUGGACCUGCUGGCACCAUCGCCUGCCAAGGAGUGUCUCGAUGACACCCUCCCUGACGCCCCCGCUGUGCUCGAGGGACCAGAUACUUCAGAGGAUGGUGUGGGGGACUUGGAGGAAAGCAAUGGCACCUGCGUGGAUGCUGGCCUGCUUCCCCCUUCUGCAUUUGUUCUGAGCUCCUGCCCUGACAUCCAAAUCGAUCCAGCAGUGGAGAAAGAGGAGGAGAGCCCACCUGUCCCCAGGAAAUCCUCCUCGCAGAGGCCCUGCAGCUUGGGGAAAGAACUGGGUGCAUCAGAAGUGCCACCACAAAGCCCCCCAGACCCUGGGCAGACUCUUCCCCUGCUCUCAUCCUCCCCGACAGCUCCUAUCAGCACCUUCAGCUUCGAGCCCCUCAACAGCCCCGACGGGCCGGUUGUCAUCCAGAACCUGCGGAUAACUGGGACCAUCACUGCCCGGGAGCACAGCGGGACUGGCUUCCACCCCUACACCCUGUACACGGUCAAGUACGAGACAGCCCUGGAGGGUGACAGCACGGGCAGCCUUCAGCAAAUGGCCUACCACACUGUGAACCGCCGCUACCGGGAGUUCCUCAACCUCCAGACCAGACUGGAAGAGAAACCGGAGCUCCGCAAGUUCCUGAAAAAUAUCAAAGGCCCAAAGAAACUGUUCCCUGAUCUUCCAUUUGGCAACAUGGACAGCGAUAAAGUGGAAGCCAGAAAAAGUCUGCUAGAAUCUUUCUUGAAGCAACUGUGUGCAGUCCCUGAGAUUGCCAACAGCGAGGAGGUGCAGGAGUUCCUUGCCCUGAACACUGAUGCCAGAAUCGCGUUCGUCAAGAAGCCCUUUGUUGUCUCCAGGAUAGACAAGAUUGUUGUCAAUGCCAUUGUGGAUACCUUGAAGACAGCGUUCCCCAGGUCAGAGCCCCAGAGCCCCACAGAAGAUCUUAGCGAGUCUGAAGUGGAUGGGAAAUCUCAGACAGAUGGGAAGAAGGCUAACAAGUCCAGGCUGAGGUUUUCAUCCAGUAAAAUCACUCCAGUGCUGAGUGUGAGUGAAGCCCAUGACAGGAUCGUGUACUCCGUGAGGGAGGGCAGCGCUGCCUCUGGCACCAUAUCACUGGCUGCUAUGGAGUCCUUCAUCCAGAAGCAGGAGAAGCUGCUGGAGGCAGUCCCCAGCAAAGCUCCUGAGGGUGAGGGAAGCAGAGAAGCUAAGGAACGCCCCACACAGGAGGAUGCAGACAGGCUGGGCCCGUCGGAACAGGGGGUACAUCCAGACACAGACACAGACUCAGAGACAGCUUUGGCUGACCUGGCCCUGGACUUGCUGCGCCUGCUCCUGAUGGAUCACUGGAGCUGGCUCUGCACAGAGGACAUCCAGAAGGUCUUUCACCUGCUCUUUGGGACCCUCAUUCAAAGGUGGCUGGAGGUCCAGGUGGUGAACCUGACCUGCACGCAGCGCUGGGUCCAGUACCUCCAGCUGCUGCAGGAAUCCAUCUGGCCCGGAGGAGUUUUACCAGCAGUGCCUAAACCAGCCAGGACAGAGGAGCAGAAGAAAGCAGCAGCAGAGCAGGCCCUGCAGAGCCUGAUGGGGAUCUUGCCUGAUGUGAUCCAAGAAAUCCUUGGAACCAGUAAAUGUCGCAUGAGCUGGAACCUGGUGCUGGAGUCCCUGGGCCAUCCUGUUAUCAACAGGCACCUGGUUUUCUGCCUCUUGGACAUUCUGCUGGAGUUCUUGGUUCUGAAGGGCUCCAGUAAUGAGCUCGAGACCGCAGCUGUCGCGCCGUCUGACUCUAGUGGCCUGGAGAAAGCAGGCAUUUCAGCACAUUAACGAGGGCUGGUGUAGCCAGCAGUGAAGGAGAGAAGAAGCCACAGGAUAUGGAUCACCAAACUGACCAACGCUGGACUUUGCUAAUCAAGGGAAUGCUGCUCCUGGUGCUCUCAGCAGAUCAAAGCUCGGAGAGGGGACGUUGCAAGAGGAAAGCACGCAGGAUCACAGCUAGUUCCCACGUUCCAGUACCAAAUGGUGCAUUUCAUGCAGCCUGCGUAGUUUCUUGGAGCUGGAUACUCCGUGGCGAUGUUUGGAGAACAGGGCAUGGAGCUCCAACACGUGUACUGCUGAAAGCAGAGCCUCUGCUCUUCCCAGGGACAGCUGCUGAAUAGUGGACACUUCUCUGUGUGCUGCUUCAUGCUUCUGUUGUGUGUGUGCCCGUGGUGUGUGGUAGAUGCUGGGAAGGAGUAGCUUGCUGCCAGGAAGUAUAUUUUUAGGGAUUUCCAAGGGUACCCAAGACUAGGCAGAACCCAAUGUAAUGAAAUAAAGCAGUUUUGCACAGCUUAUCGGAGCAGUUUCUCAGCAAUGACACUUUUGAGCUGUCAGACCUGCCUGCCUGCUUGGAAAGGAGGGAGUUGGGUAGCAUAAGAGCAGAUCAGACAACGCGUUGGAGAAUGUUCCAUAUGGAAUAAUGGCCAAGCAGCAGGUCAGGAAGCAGGAAUCCCCUGUACCCUUAAGCACAAUAUCUACUUGGAGUACCCUCUUCACCUUCUCUUUCACUGCCAGUUUCUGAUUCCCUUCUUUCUUUCCUACAGCUUCCAUUACUGCCUCCCCUGCCUCGAGGAGGCAGUAGGAGAAGGAGCCAUCAGCCGGGGAUGGCUGAUCCUCUUGUGCUUGGUGGCUUCCCAGAGGCUCUUGGUGGGCUUGCUUGCUCUUGCUUUUUCAGGAACUUUACAGCACCAAGGCUGCAGUGUGUCACUGAUUAGGGAAAUCGUUAUGAGACUGCUGAGAAGGAUCAUCCAGAAAUGGUUGCAAACUCCACACUGCCAGCUCCACCUGAGGACAAAGGUGUAGUACAAUCCUUACAGACACUGCAUUUGUCCUCAGAAGGAUGAGCUCAGGCUUCCCCUUUGCCAGGAAGCCCUGAUAUGCCUGCCUUUCGCCCUGACCUCUGGCAUUAUGUGAGCAGCUCAAUAUUCAUUCCUCCUGGUGGAAAUAAUUUGUGAUUUCUGCUGGCGGGCUGUGAGGAGCAUAGCUGGAGAGGUGGCACUUGGCUGGAAUGCUGUGACAAUGACUGUGGUUGUAGCAGACAUCUCGGUGUGUGCAUCCUCUGCACCUUUCAUGCAAGGGCCCCGAGCCCUGCAUUUUGCAAACGUGCUCACACGAUGAAGUAGCAGCAUCUCUUCUGUGUUACCUGGCAGGUGUUGGGGCGCAGAGAGAUGAAGCAAGUUUACUUGCUUCCACUUCAAGCCAGCAGCAGAGUUGGGAACAGACCCCAGGAGUUUGGACUGUGAGAUCUGUGUUUUAAUCUCCUGAACCCCCUUUCUUUUCUUAGAGCAAGGAAAACAAACCAGGAUUGCCGGAGCCCUUUCUCAGGCUCUCACUGGCCAGGCUUCAAGCUCCCAUUCUCUCCUUCAUAGAUAUUAGUCCGUUCUCACAGCCAAGAUGAAGCUGCCCACGAACAGCAUAGGAACAAGUAGCCCCUGUCUGUACCUCAUUGUUAAGCAAUACAAAAUCCAAUAAAAAAAUCAGCUUUUUUUUUUUUUUUUU
Molecule: messenger RNA, 5248 nt
Organism: Anas platyrhynchos (mallard)
Lineage: Eukaryota; Metazoa; Chordata; Aves; Anseriformes; Anatidae
Gene: SNX19
Product: sorting nexin 19
Cellular component (GO): intracellular membrane-bounded organelle
Molecular function (GO): phosphatidylinositol binding
Source: RefSeq, a predicted model, not a curated record